AUGGCCGCGAGGGGCGACGCGUCUUCAUCGUCGGCCUCACCAUCUUCAUCACCACCGCAACGCCGGCCGUCCAUCCGCGCACGCGCCGCGCGCCGUGCAGCCUCGCUUCAGUCGGCCGCAUCCAUCCACACCCGCGCGUCCGCUCCCCUCGGCGCUGCGUGUCGCUCCUCCGCUCAUACGCUUCCCGUGCAAUGGCUGGAUGAAACCCAGAUAUUUCCCAUACAUCACCUAUACAUUGGCUGGAUGCAGGACGUACAAUGCCCGUACGCUGCUCCACCAAGCGCUGCUCUCGCCUUGGCCGCGUCCAUGUGCGUCGUGCCCGCUGCUCGAGCGCUGCUGCUCGUUGCGUCCUCCUAUGCCCCCGUGACUGGCUCGCUUCCCACCUCGCGCGCAACCCCGACGGCCCCGCCCGCGCCGCAGGUCCGCUCCAUCCUCGCCCGCCGACCCGGCCCGCUCGCGCCGCCGCGCUGCCCCGGCUCCGCGCGACCCCGGCGGUCGCGCCCGCGUCGCCCCUCUUCGCUGCGCCUGCGGCUUCCGCGUCGCUACUCCACCUCGCCGCCGCUCCGGGCGCGGGCCUCGCAUCUCGCUCCUCCGCACGCGUUGGCCUGGUCUCUGCCUCGGCCCGCACCCGCCUGGCGCCGCUCGACCCCCGCCGCGACUCGCGUCUGCGCUCGCUGCAUCGCCCAAUCGCCGGGCCUCCUCCUCAACGCCCAGCAGUGCGUCCACGUCCGCCCGCGCCGGCUCCGCUCCAAGCCCCGCCUCCGGCUUGCUGACCUCCGCUGCUGGCUCCGCGCGCGUCGUCGACCUGCUCCGCCUCCCGCGGCUCCCGCGUCGCCGUGCCGCCUGCCCGCAUCCCGGACUCCUCCGUCCGCGUGCUGGCCUGCAUCGCCCCGCGCACCCGGACGCCGACUCCCAUGCUCCGCGCCCGCCCGCCGGCUGCCGGCUCCCGCCGCGCCCCGCUUCCCGGCCGCGUCCGGCUCCCCGACGGCGCCCCGCGCCUGGCUGGAUCCGGCUAGCUCCCGCGCCGGCUACUGCGCGCCCGCCUGCUCCCACGCCGGCUGCGGCAGGCCCGGCCGGCUCCCGCCCACCCCGUGGCUGGCUCGCCGCUAG
Molecule: messenger RNA, 1110 nt
Organism: Aegilops tauschii subsp. strangulata
Lineage: Eukaryota; Viridiplantae; Streptophyta; Magnoliopsida; Poales; Poaceae
Source: RefSeq, a predicted model, not a curated record